Molecule: messenger RNA, 6287 nt
Organism: Mytilus trossulus (common blue mussel)
Lineage: Eukaryota; Metazoa; Mollusca; Bivalvia; Mytilida; Mytilidae
Exons: 14
Coding region: 43-2271 (742 amino acids)
Molecular function (GO): protein binding
Source: RefSeq, a predicted model, not a curated record
GAUAUUUGUAAUGUUUUUAUUUUCAAAGACGAAAUUUUGAAUAUGACGUGCACUUUAAAGGACAAAAGCUUGAAUUCAUCAGAAUUAUAUGUUACUUAUGAUAAGUAUGAAGUAUCAAAUACUGAAAUGACGGUUAUUGAUACCUCUUCAGUAAGACUGUCAAAACAUAUGAAUUCCAUGGAACAUGUUGGAAAUAUCUAUUUUGCCUGCAUGUACAGAAGAGGUGACAAUGCAAAAAUAGUAGUCUACACAUAUGUUACAGUUGAUUACCUUCCAUCUCCUAUUAAGAAUUUUAGUUGUAUCAUAUAUAACUGGGACGAAGGAAUGAUAUGUACCUGGAACCUUGGAGUUAAAUAUAACAACACAAAAACUAUUUCAGUUUCCCUGCUCCUGAAGAGUGGCGAUAUUACUGGACAAUACAAAUCUGCUUGUGAUAGAGAUCAAAAUAAUAAUUUAAUUUGUAACCACAAAUGGAACCAUACUGACCAUGUAACCUUUGACAGAAGUUUUCUUAACUUCACUGUUAAUGUUACAAAUACAUGUUGUACCGAAGUUCCUGUUUCCAAGCAAACCGAAAAUUUAAUCAUCAUUCAAAAAGAAAAUGUGAGACCUGAUAAAGUACACAAUGUAACAGUGUCUUCAGUAACAAGCACCUGUAUUUCACUGAACUGGGAUCAUCUGAAGCGGGACAGAAGUAAACUAUUCACUGUUAGAGCUACUACAAAUGAUUCUAACUGGGAUGAAGCACAGGUGGAAGAAACACCGGCUACAAAUAUAACAGUAUGUGAGUUGAAGCCUUACAAGAGAUAUAAUUUCUCCAUUGAAACAAGACCAGGGAAAGAUGUAGGCUAUCCAAGUGAUCUUGUUUAUAUCUCAGCCAUUACAGAUAUAGAUAUCAAUACAGAUAUAGAUAGUAAGUACGGUAGAUACAACUUCUCCAUUGAAACAAGACCAGGGAAAGAUGUAGGCUAUCCAAGUGAUCUUGUUUAUAUCUCAGUCAAUACAGAUAUAGAUAUCAAUACAGAUAUAGAUAGUAAGUACGGUAGAUACAACUUCUCCAUUGAAACAAGACCAGGGAAAGAUGUAGGCUAUCCAAGUGAUCUUGUUUAUAUCUCAGUCAAUACAGAUAUAGAUAUAAGUAGAUACAACUUCUCCAUUGAAACAAGACCAGGGAAAGAUGUAGGCUAUCCAAGUGAUCUUGUUUAUAUCUCAGCCAUUACAGAUAUAGAUAAACCAUCCGGAGCACCUGAAUUCGUGAACAAGGGCUAUCAAUUGAUUGAUGAAGAUUGCAUCAAUAAUGCCCGCAGGAUAACACUUCUUUGGAAGGCUAUAGAUGAAGAGUAUAGGAAUGGUCCUUUUAUUGGUUAUUACAUAUCAGCCUCUAGUCCUAAUGAUGUUCUAUUGAAAGACUAUCAAGUGAAUAGUACCAGUUCAGACAACCAGCAGCAUUCAAUGGAUAUUCCUUGUGACCAACCAAUAACUAUUACCAUAAAAGCAUUGGGAAAGGCAGGAUAUUCUAAUACAUCAACCAUCAUCAUACCAAAGGCUAACUACUUAUCACAAUCAGAAAUAGCAGGUAUCGUAAUUGGUGUGGUUACAUUUGUGGUUAUUUUCAUCACUUUAGUAGUUUGUCUUGUUAGGAUGAAUUGUUGUGGAAAAAUUAAGGAGAUUUUCAAAUCACCUGAGAUAGUGUUACCUAAGGUCAAAAUACAUUACAUGGAGCAUAAUAAAGACAGUGGACAUGAGACAGAUUCUAAAUCCACAUUCAAGUCUACACAUGCUAAUAGUAUUAGUGAAAAAGACAGCCAAUAUUCUGCAGUCUACAGUAAUGCCGGUUAUAGCUCAGUAGGGUCACAGAAUGAAGACCACUUUCUACAAAAAGGCUCUGGUAAAGAUGGAAGCUCUCAAUCUAUCUGUGAAUCCUUCUCAGAUAUAAACAGCAGUGAGGAUACCCCUCAGUCCUCAGGUUGCUCCUAUGAGUCAUACUCCAGUGGUAGGAUGUUAUUGAACAGUGAAGAGGAUGAUGAUGGCUAUCGAGGGCAAGAAGAGGAUGAUUCGUCAGUGAAGAGUUAUGUUCAGCAGGACGGAGAAAACUCAUCUGAAAUAACAUCAUCAAACACUACAGAAACAUCAAGCAAGCAAUCUACUGCAAAAGACAGUCAACAAGAUUCUUCACUAACUACACAUCAAAAAGACACAGUUAAGACAGCAAUCAAAACAUCUGAGGAGGCAGCUAUGAUCAAAAGUACUCAAAAUACAGAAUGUGUAUGAAAUAUAACUCUGAAAAUGCUGCUGUUUUUAUAAUAUAAGUUUUUUCUUUCACUAUGUUUAUUCAAAGAUUGAAUUAUUAGAAGAAGAAAAAAGAAAAGAAAUGCACAACCAUUAUGUAAAGAAUUUUUUUCAGUAUUUUCAAUGGUUUCUUUGCCAGAAUGUAAAAUAAAGCUUUAAUGAUUAAAAGUGUCAACUUUAGGCUUAAUGAUCAAAGGUGUCAGCUCUACAGGCAGAAUAGUUUUGGAAAAACUUGCAGGGAUUUGAUAUUGUAAUUACACAUUAUGUAAGAAUCUGGAUUUUGAUUGGUUGAAAGCCAGUGUAUUUUUCACCUAUUUACUGUUAUAAAAUGAAUAUUGUCCAUUUUUCAACGCCACCGGGGUAUUUGCAAAACGAAUAUGCAUUUUUUACCCUCUCUGCCGUGGCAUUUGCCAAAAAAUACUCUAUUCGACUGGACGCUUGUAACGUCACGAUCAUCAAUGUGUUUUUGAACAUUAACAUUCGGUGUAAUUAACCAGAUAUAGCAUGUUAUUGAGGGGUAUUUUGCGAAAAAUAAACAGUCUUGAGAAUGAAUUUCCCUCGCCUUACAGCUGGCGAAAUUUAACAUUCUCUCGACUAGUAUUUUUCGCAAAUAUCCCUCCUUAACAUGAUGAAUCUGUUUAUUAGCAAUUGAAAAUCGGUAAUCUCCAACACUUCUUUUAUAGAUGUGACCAAAAUAUUGAAACUGUAGCAGGAAGUGAUCAAAUGAGUCAUCAGAUUUAUUAUUUGUCAUAUUAGUUUGGAAGUUUCUUUUCACUAGAAACAAGCAAGACUUUUUAUGGCAUGAUCAAGAAAAGGCUUUGUUCCUUUCUCUUUCUUUUGACCAACAAGUAGAGUAGAUUGCAUACUUUCAAGACUUGUAUCUAUGAGAUUUAUUUUCAUUGUAAAUAUCAACAAAAUUGUCAUGCAAGCUGAUAUCUGUUACAAAAAUUUAUUCUUUUUUACAAAGAUGUCAUUCAAUUUUAAAAGUCUAAAUCAAUGAUAAUUUUAUCCCAGUAAUCAUUGAAUUUUAAAUCUGGUAUUGUUGUUAUGAUAGUCUCAAAGGGAUGAGUUAUGUGGAGAAAAAGUUUGCAGCAUCAUAUAUGGCAUUCAAAACUUCACAAAACAUCACUAAACAAAAUUAAGACAUUGUAUGUCAUCAUGAUAAUUUAUCAAACUGAAUAAGAUCGUAUGGUAUAUUAAAUAAUAUCAAUAUAUUCUACCAUGUUAUAGAAAAGAUGUUAAAACUUGAGGAGGAAAAGGGAAUUACUAACCUUGUGUGUUUAUAAGUUCAUAAUGAUCAAAAGUUGUACAUAAAUAUACUCAACAUAUAAUACUCUAUAUUAACAUGUACAUACAACCACUUAACAUAGUUCACUAUGUUUUUACUUGUACAUAUAAAAUACUGUAUAUAGUGCACUAUGUUUUUUUAUUUGGUAAUCUUGUAUUUAGAAUGAUUGUAAAUACACAUAAUCAAUAUCUCAUAUCAGCAUUAUCUUUUGUACUAUAUGUGUAUACCUGUGAUAAGAAUGUUAAUUCUGAAAAAAUAAGUUUUUAAUUUUUUAAUUUUGUAAGAGUGCAAUACAAUAAGACUUGCUGCAAUAAAACUACCCUUUUUCUAUUUUUAUAAUUCUUGUUACUUUAACUGGCAUUUUUAUCUAUUUUUUAUAAUUUUUGUUUUGAAAUAUUUGAUUGGACCAAAAUAGAUAUUUGACUUUCAGAUGACAUAAAUGGACAAUGAAAAAAUAAUAUUAAAAGCAGUGAUUUUCCCGUGCAGCACCAUUUCUGUAUUAGCUCAUCAUAUAACUGUCAAGUCCGGUGGUUUUGAUAAUCAGAUAUGUUUGUGGGAAUUAUUAACUUAGUGUUAAAAAUGAAUAUAAGAUUGAUAGAAUCAGUAAUCCAUACUGAGAGCUUAUGUUUCAUUGUUUGUCUCAGCUAUUUGAAAAUUUAGAAUAUGCAAUGAUUUCAAAAUUGACAGGACAUUUUGUGGCAUCAAUUUUAAUAAUCCAGUAUUGCAGGUUACCUGCUUAUUAUAAAACCAACACAAGAACUAUGUACAUAAAUCUACAGAUUUAUAUUAUUCUGAUCAUUACUUUUCAUUGUUAUUACAAUUUUUAUGCAAGAUUAUUUUUUUGAUUUUUUGAAAUAUGUUGAUUUUAUAAGAUUUUGAAGGAGUAGAUUCAGUAGGGUGGCUCCAAUUUACCCUUAUGGCAGACAAUGUGUGGGGUUCUUUCAAGUUUUAUGGCACUUAUACUGCUGCGUCUGACAUUUUUAUGCACAAAUUUUAUAUUUAUAUUCAUGUGUAAUUAACAAUAAACAUUUGUGAGUCUAAAUAAGAAUAGAGAACUUUUGGAAAAUUAUAUUACCAACCUUUCUGUGACAGCAUUUAUAUUGUUACAUCAUUGAAUAAUUAGACAGAAAUACUGUGGAUUUAAUGGUAAAAAACAAUGAAUAUAUAUGAAGAAAGUGCUGUUCUAAAAUAAAAACAACUCAGAAAGCUGUACAGUUUGUAAAAGAUAUUACAAGAUUUACAGACUCAUCAAGUUAUAGUUUUUUUGUUUAGAUCUGUAUUAUGAAUCUCAUUGAAAUUCAAGCUGAACAUCAGGCCUAUUUUUUGGGGGUUAAUAGGUUUAAACUCAAGGUCAAGGUUACUGUUACUAAAAUUUGAAAGAAAUUUCUGAAAGUACCCUUAAUUUCUCUUGUUUCAUAGGAAUGAAACUUUAACAGAUAGUUGAUAGGAUAUUGGGAAAAUUCUAUUGAUUUUUAUGUUAAUAGAUUUAAGGUCAAGGUUGCUACGUAAUCAUUUUUUUUAAAGAUGGUAUCUCACUUUGACCACUUUGAAAUGUACAUAUAUACACAAUUGUUUAGGUGAAACAUUUGCAUAAUAUUACAUUGUUAUACAUGUAUUUUUAACCCUUAAAAGAAAAUUGCUUUCUCUCAAUAAAUUUUCAUUUCACAAAGCAUUAGUUGAUAGUGUCAGUUUUUUACUUUUUAUGUACAUAUGAUGCUUUAUAUGAAAGGUCAGUCUGGAAUAACUAUUUUUUUGGUGCUAAAUUUUAUAGGGCAGUCUAAAUAAUGAAGCCAUGGUCCUUCAUUUAACACAUAAGUCUAAAUACUAGUUCCUUUAUGUUAACUUGUAGUAUUAGUAUCCAUUCAAUAUGAAUAUAAAGAACCUUUGGCCCAUUCUUUGGCAUGGCAGACUGCAUAAUGACUUUUGGUGCUUCAUUUAAAACAUUAGUUUGAAUACGAGUACCUUAAUCUUUAAUUUGACACGAAUAUAAAUAUUGAUACAGAUAUUGAUUCAAUUCUUUUUUACUCGGUGCCUGUAUAAUUCAGGACCAUGCAACAUUUAAUUAUUUCUUCAAUUAAACUUUACUUUCAAUAGUUGUUUAAUUUUUUUAUACAUCUAUACCAUCUUGUAUAUAACUGGUGUAAGUUAGAUUAUACAUGUAUAUUUUUGUUUGCAUAAGAAGUUAAACAGAAUAUUGUUUAUGUUUUUUUUACACUUUAGAUAGUUGUCUUGUUUGUAUGUAUAAUUUUCUUUAUGCAUAUCUAUAAUGAUAAUAAUCAUGUUUUUUGUUUUGUAUUUUUUGCAUCAAAAGAUGUGUUCAUGCACUUUAUAUACAGUUUUAUAGAAGUUAAACAACAGAACAAGAAUGUUUUUUUUCUUCUGUUUAUUCACUUUUAAGCUCAUCUGGCCAAAAGGGUUAGUGUGAGCUUUUGUUGUCACUUUGUAUCUUUCAUCCUUUUAACUUUUACAAAAAUCUUUUCUUCUGAAACUUAAUGGCAAAUUACAACCAAACCAUCAUUGGGUAUUUUUUUUGUCUAUAUCGAGGUGAGUGACAUUGGCUCUUUAGAGCCUAUAGUUUUUAUCAUUUUAAGGGAUUUUUCUACCUUGUUUUCUAAACCUUUGUCAAAAUGUCAGAGAUUUGACAAAAAUAUCAAAUGAGGUUUUGACACAACUGAAGACAAAUUUUCACAAUAAAGCAAGUUAUAUUUUA